AUGGUAGAGCUGCUCAAACUAGAAAACGACAGCGAGGCAGCUUACCCCGUCUAUCAUAUUGAUAACCCUGUCGGUCAGCCGUGGGAGGAAAUGUCGCCGGUGCUUGCAGCCGCCCUCGACAUUCCUCCCCGGAACAUUAUCCCCUAUGCCGACUGGAUCUCUCGCGUGCGCCGCUCAUCAUUGUCUACCGACGAGAACCCGGCCGCCCGUAUCGUUAACUUCCUCGAUGGUCACUUUGAGCGCAUGUCCUGUGGUGGUAUAAUCCUCAGCAGCCAGAAAUCGGAGGAGCACUCGACCACCAUGGCUGCCGAAGGUCCCGUGAGCGCUGACAUCGCGCGAUCUUAUGUGGAAUCCUGGAAGGCCAUGGGGUUCCUGAAAUAG
Arthroderma uncinatum is the source of this 381-nucleotide messenger RNA. RefSeq lists its product as uncharacterized. The record is from RefSeq and is a predicted model, not a curated record. The transcript has a single exon. NCBI's taxonomy places the organism in Eukaryota, Fungi, Ascomycota, Eurotiomycetes, Onygenales, Arthrodermataceae. The coding region runs from base 1 to 381 and encodes 126 amino acids.